Messenger RNA from Melampsora larici-populina 98AG31, 567 nucleotides. RefSeq lists its product as uncharacterized. The transcript has 4 exons. The record is from RefSeq and is a predicted model, not a curated record. NCBI's taxonomy places the organism in Eukaryota, Fungi, Basidiomycota, Pucciniomycetes, Pucciniales, Melampsoraceae. Bases 1 to 567 code for a protein of 188 amino acids.
AUGGCACUACCUCAAAUGCCAGUUCACAUUCGAUCAGUCUUGCUGUUAGGCGACCAGCUUCCAACGCAAUGUCGACAACCAACAGUCACGUCCCUAUUUGAAAGUGCAAUCUUUGUGUGCUUCGACCGACCCGAAUUCAUCCCUGUGACCGUGACAUCUCCAAGUAUGGAUACCCCAGUCGAACCCCACCGCGCAUACUUGCUACGUGGCAAUCUCUUACCUCGGUUUCACGACAGCAACACGACCCUUCUGGUCACCUCGACCGCAUACGCUACCUUUGACCCCAGGAUCGACAACAAUCACCUAUCUCCACGAGCUUUAAUCUCCAGCAUCGGUAGGGUUACCGAGUGCCAUUUCUCACAGCAAGAUCAGCGGUGGAUCGUCAGGGCUCUUCACCGCGACUAUGAUCCUAUGUACACUCUCCAACGUGCCAUUAUGCGAGACAUUGGCCUCGAGCUGUUUGCGGUUGGGAACAUUUUAGGCUUCAACGGUACGAUCUUCGGGUAUGACCAAGAUCACGCCCGAUGGAUUAUACAUUUAUAUGAAGCAGAACCAAUGCAACAAUAA